AAAUAGCUUAUUAUCGUCUCCUCCUGGCUGCCUAUAAAGCAGAGAUGAUCGACCAGACGCCACUGUUCUUGUAGUGCAUGAUUCCCAGCAGGUCGCCACCUCUCAGAGGGGAACAAAUUAAACACAGAGAGAGAGAGGGGGGGAGGGACCAAGUAGGAAGGUGCUAGCUAAGCCAUGGCCAAGGCUCACGUCCUGGUGGUGCCGAUGCCGUGCCAGGGCCACGUCACGCCGCUCAUGGAGCUCUCCCACCGCCUGGUCGACCACGGCCUCGAGGUCACCUUCGUCAACACCGAGGUGGACCACGCGAUGGUGGUCGCCGCGCUGCGGGCGUCCGGCGGCGAGGCGACGCUGGGCGGCGGCAUCCGCCUGGCGUCCAUCCCGGACGGGCUGGCCGGCGACGAGGACCGCAAGGACAUCGUCAAGCUCGUCGACGCCUACACGCGCCACAUGCCGGGCCACCUGGAGCGCCUCAUCGCCGAGCUGGAGGCCGCCGGCCGGCCCAGGGUCAAGUGGCUCGUCGGCGACGUCAACAUGGGCUGGUCCUACGAGGUCGCCAGGAAUUUCGGCAUCCGGGUCGUCUCCUUCUGGCCGGCGGCCACGGCGUGCUUCGCCUUCAUGCUCAAGAUCCCCGAGCUGAUCGAGGACGGACUCAUCGACGACAAGGGCUUGCCACGGCGGCAGGAGACGUUCCAGCUCGCCCCGGGGAUGCCGCCGCUGCACACGUCGCAACUGUCGUGGAACAACGCCGGCGCGCCGGAGGGCCAGCACAUCAUCUUCGACCUGGUCACCCGGAACAACAAGCUCAACGACCUUGCCGAGAUGACGGUGGGGAACUCCUUCCACGAGGCCGAGCCCGGCGCGUGCAAGCUCUUCCCCGGCAUCCUGGCCAUCGGCCCGUUGUUCGCCGACGGGGAGUUCCGGAAGCCCGUCGGGAGCUUCCUGCCGGAGGACGAGCGGUGCGUCAAGUGGCUCGACGCGCAGCCGGACGGCUCCGUCGUGUACGUGGCCUUCGGCAGCAUGGCCAUCUUCGACCCGCGCCAGUUCGAGGAGCUCGCUGAGGGGCUGGAGCUCACCGGCCGCCCGUUCCUGUGGGUGGUCCGGCCGGACUUCACCCCCGGCCUCAGCAAGGCGUGGCUCGCCGAGUUCCACCAGCGCGUCGCCGGCAGAGGCAUGAUCGUCAGCUGGUGCUCCCAGCAGCAGGUCCUGGCGCACCGCGCGUUGGCGUGCUUCGUGUCGCACUGCGGGUGGAACUCGACGCUGGAGGGGGUGCGGAACGGCGUGCCGUUCCUGUGCUGGCCCUACUUCUGCGACCAGUACCUGAACCGGAGCUACAUCACCAGCGUGUGGAGGACCGGCCUGGCGGCGUCCCCCGACGCGGACGGGGUCGUGACCAAGGCGGAGGUGAGGAGCAAGGUGGAGCAGGUGGUCGGCGACGGCGAGAUCAGGGAGAGGGCGCGGCUGUUCAGGGACGCGGCUCGCCGGUGCGUCGGCGAAGGGGGAUCCUCGUACGAGAACUUCAAAAAGCUCGUGGACCUGCUAAGCAGCUCAUCCCCAAUUGGCAGUCGCAGCGCGGCUCUUGCCUCUUGUAGCCUUGUACAACCCAAGAUCGAAAGAGAGAGCGCAAUGGCCAAGGCUCACAUCCUCGUGCUGCCGCUGCCGGCCCAGGGCCACGUCACCCCGCUCAUGGAGCUCUCCCACCGCUUGGUCGACCACGGCUUCGAGGUCACGUUCGUCAACACCCAAGCGCAUCACGCGCGGGUCGUCGGCGCGCUGCAGGCGGCGGGCGGCACGGCGGCGCUGCCCGGCAUCCACCUGGCGUCCAUCUCGGACGGGGUGGAAGACGAUGCUGAGGACCGCAAGGACGUCGGCAAGAUCAUCGACUCCUACUCCCGGCACAUGCCGGGGCACCUGGAGCGGCUCAUUGCCGAAAUGGAGGCGGCCGGGAGGCCCAAGGUGAGGUGGCUCGUCUGCGACGUGUACACGUGGUGGUCCUUCGACGUCGCCAAGAAGUUCGGCAUCCGCGUGGCCGCAGUCUGGCCGGCGGCGGUGGCGUGCUUAGCCAUUAAUCUCAAGAUCCCCAAGUUGACGGAGGAUGGGCUCCUCAACAACAAGGGUUGGCCAGAGCGUGAUGAGACCUUCCAGCUUGCCCCCGGGAUUCCGCCGCUCCACACGUCGCAACUGCCGUGGGUCAACGCCCGCGCGCCAGAGGGGCAGGCGGUCAUCUUCGAGCUGUUCAGCCGGACGGACAGGCUCACCGCCCUCGCCGAGAUGGUGGUGUGCAACUCUUUCCGCGAGGUCGAGGCCGGCGCGUUCAAGCUCCUGCCGAACGUCCUGCCCAUCGGGCCCCUGACCUCCGACAGGGAGCUCCGGAAGCCCGUCGGGCAGUUCCUGCCGGAGGACACCCGGUGCCUCCGGUGGCUCGACGCCCAGCCCGACGGGUCCGUCGUGUACGUGGCGUUCGGCAGCUACACCGUCUUCGACCCGCGCCAGUUCCGGGAGCUCGCGCUGGGGCUGGAGCUCACCGGCCGGCCGUUCCUCUGGGUGGUGCGCCCGGACUUCACCACCGCCGCCGGCGACCUGAGCAAGGCUUGGUUCGACGAGUUCCAGGCCCGCGUCGCCGGCACGGGCAUGGUGGUCAGCUGGUGCCCCCAGCAGAAGGUCCUGGCGCACCGCGCCGUGGCGUGCUUCGUGUCGCACUGCGGGUGGAACUCGACGAUGGAGGGGGUGCGGAACGGCGUGCCGUUCCUGUGCUGGCCCUACUUCGCCGACCAGUUCCUGGACCGGAACUACAUCACCGACGUGUGGCGGACCGGCCUGGCGGUGUCGCCCGGCUCGGGCGGGGUCGUGACGAGGGAGGAGCUGAGGAGCAAGGUGGAGCGGGUCGCCGGCGACGGCGGGAUCAGGGAGCGGGCGCGGCUGUUCAGGGACGCGGCCCGCCGGGGCGUCGGCAAAGGGGGAGCCUCGUACGAGAACUUCCGAAAGUUCGUGGACCUGCUGCGUGGAUGAGAGUCGGCGCGCGACUCGCUCUGUGCGCUCAAAGGGAAUCCUUUGCAGAUGCGCUUGUGCCCGUGUGGUGUGCUGUUGUUCUCAUGGGGCAUGGACGCAUGGUCAAUCA
Panicum hallii is the source of this 3115-nucleotide messenger RNA. RefSeq lists its product as uncharacterized. The coding region runs from base 175 to 3006 and encodes 943 amino acids. Lineage: Eukaryota; Viridiplantae; Streptophyta; Magnoliopsida; Poales; Poaceae. The transcript is spliced from 5 exons. The record is from RefSeq and is a predicted model, not a curated record. Gene Ontology annotation, molecular function: UDP-glycosyltransferase activity.